Molecule: messenger RNA, 3331 nt
Organism: Thlaspi arvense
Lineage: Eukaryota; Viridiplantae; Streptophyta; Magnoliopsida; Brassicales; Brassicaceae
Source: the annotation of a GenBank genome assembly
AAAAAAGAAACCCAAUUCAAUACGUUGACUCAGACGUUAGUCAUAUUUAUUCCUGUAUCUGACUAAAACACCCUUCACUAAUUUCAAAAUAUACAAUCAAACCUAUCUCUCAUCUUCACAACGAAUCUCUCUCAUCUUCACGGAGAACAGUUUUCGCCGCCUCCGUUCUCCGUCGUGUCAAUCGUCGAAUGCUUCCGUGCUUCUAACAGCAGAGGAAGCGAAAUCUGAGGAAAGAAAAUGGACAAGAACUUGGAAGAUUUGAGAAAUCUCGCGGAGCAGUGGUUGCAUGAAGGAAAUGAAUUCGUUCAACAGAUACCGCCGGCUCAGCUUUAUGCUGCUCUCGGUGUUCUGUUGUUAACUACCAUCUUCUUCUUCUCUAUUCGGUUGUUCAGACGUACGAAGUCCAAUACUGUACUCCUCUCUGGGCUUAGCGGAAGUGGAAAAACCGUGCUCUUCUAUCAACUCCGAGAUGGAUCUUCUCAUCAUGGUGCUGUAACGUCAAUGGAACCGAACGAAGGAACCUUUGUGCUGCACACUGAGAACACUAAGAAAACAAAGCCUGUUCAUCUUGUUGAUGUUCCUGGGCACUCUCGGCUUAGGUCGAAGCUAGAAGAAUACUUGCCUCGAGCAGCCGCUAUUGUGUUUGUAGUAGAUGCACUUGAGUUCCUCCCAAACUGUCGCGCAGCUUCAGAGUACCUUUACGACAUUCUGACAAAUGCGAGCGUGGUUAAGAACAAGAUCCCGGUCCUGCUUUGCUGUAACAAGACGGAUAAAAUAACUGCACACACAAAAGAGUUCAUCCGCAAGCAGAUGGAGAAAGAAAUAGAGAAACUUAGGGCUUCGAGGAGCGCGAUCUCAGCAGCUGAUAUAGCCAAUGACUUUACGCUCGGGAUUGAAGGAGAAGUGUUUUCCUUUGCGCAUUGCGUAAACAAAGUCACGGUCGCUGAAGCAUCGGGACUAACAGGUGAAACAGCUCAAGUACAAGAGUUCAUCAGAGAAUAUGUUAAGCCAUGAGAGCUGCCGAAAAUGUGUGAGCAUCAAUCAUACACUAUAACAAAGUAUUUUCUUGUGUACAUGAUGAAAUUUAUGAUUUUGGAUGAUGGAAAUUGUGUUAAUGCCGUAGAGAGUUUUAGCGUCUCAUCCAAGCAACCUGUUAAAACCCACAAAGUUCUAGUCCAUGCUCAUCUGUUUAAUCUCAGCUGAUGGAAUUAUCUUUAUGCUCUGAACACAGUUUAUGAACUCUCUACAAAAAAAUUCAGAAUUUUCAAAGUUUAUGAACAAAAAAGAAUGGAAACUUUCUAAAGAUCUAACGUGUGAAUGGUAAUUGCUCCACACUUACACCCAUGGAUCAUCGCCGACGAGAAUGAUGUCGUUUUCAUGAUCGACGUAGACAAGAUUCCAGUAUGAUGUUUUCGGAUCCUCAAGCUGUCCUUCGAUCCCAAACAUGCGAGCUAGAUCAUGCCUCAACUCAUCGUAGCCUAUGUAACGGUUGACAUCUAUCGAUCUCCCCACCGAACCUCGCUUUUGCGCCUCGAAAAACAUUACAAAAACAUCGCUUUGUGCAAGACUUUGCCCCCUAGGUUUCACCUCGAAAAACGUACAAAAAGUAUCUCCACGAGAUGUUUUGUACAUGAUCUUGUGUUGACAUCGUCUAUGGCAUCUUUUGCACAAGGGUCGACUAAGACGAGUGUUGGGAAUAAGCUCAAUCGUUAACCCAUCAAUGUGAUACAGAGUUUGUCCAGCCUUCAUAUAAGGGUUCUUACCUAAUAUACAAUCGAUAUGGAACGUGACACCACACUCAUUGCAUGCGUAGUAUCCUUUCCUCGGAUCUGUUGUUUUCUCGCAAACUUGGCACCAAUAAGGAGUGGUUGCAUUCUUCUCAUAAGUAAGGGUGAGAAUAUGCUCAUCAUGCUCAUGCUUCGUCUUGUAAGGAAGAUUGGCACAGCGAAAGCACAAGAUAAAGUUACACUUAACACAGUUUAAACAGCGAUUCUCUGGUGAAAAACAUAUCGAGCAGCUUUGACUAGUUCCUCGCCUCAAAACGGACACGCUAAGUACGUUUCUAUAGGAGGCGUCGGUUUUAGAAUCAACCUGUGGGGAUGCACCACGCUGUAUUUUAAGCGAGAGAGAUUUGCACAUUCUUCAUGCAAAACGAAAUCACACUGCAUACAGCUAUAAACAUUACCUUCACAGAGAGGAAGCAUGCACGCUUGACAAACUUGUUUCCCAUCAAAGACUCUUUCAGUAUCAUCUUCAUCAACGAGUCUCAUGUGAUGGUGCGCGUGGCUAAAAUGCCGUAUAACACCGUCACCUAUCUCCUCAAACGACUGAACAUUAUCAUGUACCAGUACCUCCUCUGGUUCGUCCUCAAGUUCUUUCCCAUCCCAUACAUCACGCUGAGUCGCACACCUGGAGUGCACUGCAUAAGCGCAGCUCUUUGUGCAAGAAUAUGCACCAUAGUUUUCAUUCAUCUUCCGGCGACAAACUCCGCAAGACCAAUCCUCGGAAGGAAGAGAGUAAGCAAAAGAAAGACGAUGGUUGUGAAAAGGUAUUAGUAUAACGCGUGGCAAGUCGAUACACGUUCGAUGGACUACAAAGUCGCACUGAAGACAAAUGUAGAAGCAACAUUUGUUAUCAUUUGAUGCACAAACGUCACAAGUAACCGAGGCUUGUUUUGGGAAGUAGUGGAGGGUAUGCUCAUGCCUUUUGAGAUUGUUUAUAGCAGAAAACUCUCGUUUAUUUGCACAAACAGGAUCCAAAGAAAGACCCCACUUUGAAGAAUGAUAAAACAAUCCCGAAAACCCCAUUCCACAAGAAUGACAUUCCUUUACGGUGACGCCACGAUCAUAUUUAAAAAGCUGAAGAGGGUAUUUUGGGUGGCAAGGGGAAAUGAAAAUAGGAGGAGACUCGACACAUUCUUUGUGAUAAGAAUUUUGACAGUCGUUGCAAAAGUAAUAGAUCGUACCAGUUUUAAAGCUACGACAAGCGUUGCAGUAGAUUUCGUGUCCUUCACCUUCUUCAUUAUUGUUGCACCCAAGAAGCAAGCGAAGAUGGUGAGAACGUAAAACCUGGUCUUCUUCAGCAGCAUCAGAGAUGUGAUAAGAAUUGUUAAUGGUGAGAAAAGUUGUAUGACCAAUCCUUAUCUCUGGGAACCAUCUUUCUUCUGUGUUUUUGGUUCGUAAGUCAGGGCAUAUGAAAGGAGCAGGAGGAGGGUAGUCGAUGGAGGUUCUUAUGUCAAGGGAUCGUGGAGGAGAAGCAAAAGGAGAAUCCAUGGAUAGUAUUCAAGAGAGCUACUUGUUUUUGAUGCUUAGAAGAGAUGUUAAGAGUUUUU